This is a messenger RNA of Gadus macrocephalus (Pacific cod), 1721 nucleotides long. Its product is annotated as ankyrin repeat domain-containing protein 1-like. Gene Ontology annotation, molecular function: protein binding. The transcript is spliced from 6 exons. NCBI's taxonomy places the organism in Eukaryota, Metazoa, Chordata, Actinopteri, Gadiformes, Gadidae. The annotation marks the transcript as partial. The record is from RefSeq and is a predicted model, not a curated record.
CUCUGGACCCAGCCUGCAGUGGUGGAUGCGGAGGUCUUCCUGUCGGCUUCGCUGGACAACAAACUUCCACUGGUGGACAAAUAUCUCACUGAUGGAGGAAACCCCGACGUAGUUGACCAUUUCCAGAGGACCGCGCUACACAAGGCUGCCUCCAAAGGUCACCUAGAGGUCAUGAAGAGGCUGCUGGAGGCUGGAGCUUCGUUGGAGAACAGAGACAAGUUGGAGGCCACAGCGGUACACUGGGCGUGUCGGGGAGGACAUGUGUCUGCUCUCGAGCUGCUUCUCAACCAGGGAGCCAAGAUUACCUGCAGAGAUAAGCUGCGCAGCUCUCCGCUCCACGUGGCUGUGCGGACCGGACACAUGGAGUGCGCCGAGCACCUCAUCCACUGCGGGGCCGACGUCAACGCCCGCGACCGGGACGGAGACACGCCCAUGCACGACGCCGUCCGCAUCAACCGCUUCAAGAUGAUCCGUCUGCUGAUGAUGCACGGGGCCAGCCUCCACGCCAGAAACGCCGACAUGAAGACACCUCUGGAGAUGCUGAACGCCUGGCAGAGCGGAGCCAAGAGCCUGCUCUGUAGCUCCAGCUCAGAGCAGCCUGGGGUCUAGAGGAGGAGGAGCAGGAGGAGCAGCAGCCUGGGGUCUAGAGGAGGAGCAGGAGGAGCAGCCUGGAGUCUAGAGGAGGAGCAGGAGGGGCAGCCUGGGGUCUAGAGGAGGAGCAGGAGGAGCAGCCUGGAGUCUAGAGGAGGAGCAGGAGGAGCAGCCUGGAGUCUAGAGGAGGAGGAGCAGGAGGAGCAGCCUGGAGCCUUGAGGAGGAGGAGCAGGAGGAGCAGCAGCCUGGAGUCUUGAGGAGAAGGAGGAGCCUGGCAUCUAGAGGGUUAGCAGAUCCUGUUACGGUUAAUAUAGAGCUGGUAACAUAGAGCUGGUAACAUACUCUAGAGCUGAUAACAUAGAGCUGGGGAUUUAGAGCUGGGGAUAUAGAGCUGGUACCACAGAGCUGGUACCAUAGAACUGGUACCACUGAGCUGGUACCACAGAGCUGCCAGAGUGCUGGUAACGUAGAGCUGGUGAUAUAAAGCUAGUACCACAGAGCUGGUACCACUGAGCUGGUACCAUAGAGCUGGUCCCAUAGAGCUGGUACCAUAGAACUGGUAACAGAGCUGUGACAUAGAGCUGGUGAUAUGAAGCCUUGGAGGCUAAGGGAACUUAACCUUUAGUUUAACCUUUGACCUUUACUAGCUGGGAAACUUAAUGAUGACAACCUAGCUUCCAAGCACCGCCCCCUAGUUAGACCAGUACUUCACCAGUACACUAACAGAACCAGAACAUUCAGGGAGGAGAGUUUGCUAAACCAUUGCUGGACAAAGAUUUGGCCAAAUGUAUUUAUUGAUUGAUUUAUUGACCAGUUGUUUUGGUUUGUUGACAAAUGAAUCUUGAAAAAAUUAAACAAAAAUAUGAUGGUUUAAAGUAAAGUGUAUAUAUAUAUGUAUAGAUAUAUUCAUACAUAUAUAAAUAAGAGAGAGAGAGAGAGAGAGAGAGAGAGAGAGAGAGAGAGAGAGAGAGAGAGAGAGAGAGAGAGAGAGAGAGAGAGAGAGAGAGAGAGAGAUCUCGGAUCGACAGAUGUUAAAAUUGAAUUUUGUUUAGAUUUAUUGGUAUUUGAAGUUGAAUAUGUAAAUACAUGUUAUUAUUUAUUGUGUUGAAUAAAGCAAUGUUUGAAAGUA